UUCUGGUUUUUAACCCUCCCCUCUCCCCGCUGCCUUUUCGCCUCCCGUGCUGCCCCCAGGUCGAUGGCGCAGGAGUGAGGAGCUGAAGGAUGCUGAAGAAGAGCACCUUGGUGGGGUGGGGGGCGGUGCUCUUCCUCGCCUGGAACGGCCUCCUCCUCCUCUUCCUGUGGAGCCGGCCGGCCCCGGGGCCGGCGGAAGGCGACCGGCUGACGGCGGAGGUGAUCCGCCUGGCCCAGGACGCCGAAGCGGAGCUGGAGCGCCAGAAGGACCUCCUGCGCCAGAUCCACCGCUACAGCGGCCUGUGGGGGGCCCGGCGGCAGCGGGGGGCGGCCCGGCUCACCCCCAAACCCCCGCCCCAGCCCCCGCCCCCUUCCGCACCGCCCCAGCCCCUCGCCGACCCCUCCGGCACCGUCUUGCCGGUGCUGGUGCUGGCCUGCGACCGCAGCACCGUCCGGCGCUGCCUGGAUAAGCUGCUGCGCUACCGGCCCUCGGCCCAGCGCUUCCCCCUGAUCGUCAGCCAGGACUGCGGCCACGCCGAGACCGCCAAGGUGAUCGCCAGCUACGGCCAGGCCGUGGCCCACAUCCGGCAGCCGGACCUGAGCGACAUCCCGGUGCCGGCGGAGCACCGCAAGUUCCAGGGCUACUACAAGAUCGCCCGGCACUACCGCUGGGCCCUGGGGCAGGUGUUCCGCACCUUCCGGUACCGGGCGGCCAUCGUGGUGGAGGACGACCUGGAAGUGGCUCCGGACUUCUUCGAGUACUUCCAAGCGGCCUUCCCUCUGCUCCUGGCCGACCGCAGCCUCUGGUGCGUCUCGGCCUGGAACGACAACGGCAAGGAGCAGAUGGUGGACGCGGCGCGGGCCGAGCUCCUCUACCGCACCGACUUCUUCCCCGGCCUGGGGUGGCUGCUGCUGGCCGAGCUGUGGGACGAGCUGGAGCCCAAGUGGCCGGCGGCCUUCUGGGACGAUUGGAUGAGGCAACCGGAGCAGCGCCGCGGCCGCUCCUGCGUCCGGCCGGAGGUGUCCAGGACGAUGACCUUCGGCCGCAAGGGGGUCAGCCACGGGCAGUUCUUCGACCAGUACCUGAAGUUCAUCAAACUCAACGACCGUUUUGUGCCUUUCACCACUUUGGACCUUUCUUACCUCAAAAAGGAGGAGUACGAGCGCUCCUUCCUGCCCCGCGUGUACGGCGCGCCGGAGGUCAAGGUGGAGGAGCUCCAAGGCAACCGGCGGCGCGAGCUGGGCGAGGUCAGGUUGCAGUACCGGGGCCGGGACUCCUUCAAGGCCUUCGCCAAAGCCCUGGGCCUGAUGGACGACCUCAAGUCCGGCGUCCCCCGCGCCGGCUACCGCGGCAUCGUCAGCUUCGUCUACAGGGGGCGCCGCGUCUACCUGGCGCCGCCGGAGGACUGGGCCGGCUACGACCCCACCUGGAGUUAGCGCCCCCUGGGGGCUGCUGGUUAGGAUCCUACCUGGAGUUAGCGCCCCCCUGGGGGCCGCUCUCUU
Messenger RNA from Dryobates pubescens (Downy woodpecker), 1502 nucleotides. RefSeq names its product alpha-1,3-mannosyl-glycoprotein 2-beta-N-acetylglucosaminyltransferase (gene MGAT1). Gene Ontology annotation, cellular component: Golgi apparatus. The record is from RefSeq and is a predicted model, not a curated record. The transcript has a single exon. NCBI's taxonomy places the organism in Eukaryota, Metazoa, Chordata, Aves, Piciformes, Picidae. Gene Ontology annotation, biological process: protein N-linked glycosylation. Bases 90 to 1436 code for a protein of 448 amino acids. Gene Ontology annotation, molecular function: alpha-1,3-mannosylglycoprotein 2-beta-N-acetylglucosaminyltransferase activity.